Styela clava is the source of this 2082-nucleotide messenger RNA. Lineage: Eukaryota; Metazoa; Chordata; Ascidiacea; Stolidobranchia; Styelidae. The record is from RefSeq and is a predicted model, not a curated record.
AUGUGGAAAAUUGUUCUUUGUCUUUGCUUUGUAGUACGGAUAUCGAAGGGACAAAUUGAAGAUUAUACUGCAGUUGUUCCGAAUGUACCAAAUCCGUUGACACAAGGCGCUGUUACUCCAACCAGUAUUGAAAUAUCAUGGCCUGUUCAAACCCCAGCUGUUGGACAAACAACAUAUGAAGUCACAUACACAGAUGGCACCACGUCUAAAUCAGUAGAUAUAGCAACAUCAUCAUUGACCCUUACUGGAUUGACACCAAACACAGAAUACACCUUAACGGUGGUGGCAACAACAAAUGCCGGUAGUACUGCAGCAACUGAUGCAUUAGUUAUCCGAACUGCAGAAGACAAGCCAACCGCUGUUAGAAAUUUGACAGCUGCUUUUGAAACUUUAAAUUAUACAAUAACAGUAGCAUGGGAAAUACCACAACCUACUAAAGGAGAUAUCACAAAAUACAAUGUGAAAUGGACUGCCAGAUCUGAGUCUGGUGGUAGUGACACUACCGUGACGAAAUUUCCAAUCACAGCAACACAGUCUCUUACUGAUUAUGUUAUCUGUGUGACGGCAUUCACAAGCGCUGGUGAAGGUCCAGUAGACCAAGUCACAGUUACGACACCAAAAUUAGUGCCUGAAGUGCCUCAAGACGUCGCAAUAAGAAAAAUCACCAGUUCAACAGCAGUUGCAGAAAUCACACGUCCAAACAAUACUCAAAUUGCUGUCACCCAAUAUAUUAUAACAGUGAUUCAAGAUAUUGAUGACUGCAAUUCAUUUAAUGACGCAAGUUGCCAUGAGGGCGACCAGCAAACAUUCGCAGCUACAGCUGACAACAGAUACACAACAACUGGCCUCCAAGUCUACAGAAAGUACCUCGUUUCUGUGGUCGCAGUAUCUCUCGGUGGAAGAGGUGAAUCAUCCUCGAAUUUGACGUUUAAUACAGCCACUGGACCUCCAAACCCUAUCUUUAAUGUAGUGACUGUAUCACUACCUGGAAAAAUUGUUGUGACCUUCAACGCCGGAACCCCGAUUACUGGACCCACAACUUAUGGAGUACUCUUGACUGCGCCAGAUAAACCCGGUGCUGGUGCGUCGGUUCAAGCAUCUGUAUCGUCGUCGAUAUCUAUGACGGUUCCAGGUGUUGAAGACAAUACUGUUUAUGCUCUUGAUAUUACAUCAUUCGUUGACGGAGUUGGUGUAUAUACAUUACCUCAAGGAACAACCGUUACAUCAGUACCUUCAAGUCCGUCAUUCACCGUGGCACGUGAUAGUGAUGUUCAGCUUACACUGACAAUACUAGCUGUAGAUGGAGCAACAUCUUACUUGGUUUCAUAUAUACAGGCCAAUUGUCCCAACUGCACUGCUCACGCUGCAACGUCUACUAACACAACUGUGGUUCUGAGAGAACUCACAGCAUAUACAACAUACAGAAUAUCCGCAUUCGCUGUAUCCGCAGCUGGGACGAGUUUGGGAACUACCUUAUCACAGAAGACAAGGGCAGGAAUUCCUACUCUCAGAGAUUCAAACUACACAACAUCUUUCAUAAAUACGAGCGAUACAGAGACGUACCCUCCCUAUUAUACUGUCACAGUAAACAACGUAUGUGAAGAAAAGCCCUUUGUAUUCAAUGAAGAUACUGGAGUAAUCACAAAAAUGAUUUAUAUAGUUACUCAAAAUGGAUCAACAGUCAGCAUUGAUUUAUCAAGAUUUUGGGCAACUUCUUCCCAAGAAGAUGUUUCUUCCCCUUAUGUUACUCUUACCGUUCCAUGCAAAAAUAACAGUAAUCGAAAAAGGCGUGCUGUUGUGAAAAAUAGUGUAGUUAUUGGUGCUGACGAUACUUGCCAAACGGUUACGAAUACAGAAUGUAAUGGACCAUUGAAACCAGACAUAGCUUACACUAUACGAGUAUGUAGUGCGAAUGAAGAAAACAAUUCAGUUUGUACCAAACCGAGUGUAAUUGUAAAAACUGAUCCUGAGCCUCCAUUACGCGAACUGAUUGCAGGAGAAAUAGCUGCGAUUGUGCUUUGCUCCAUCUUUUUACUCAUUAUCAUCAUUUCUAUUAUUGCAUAUUGUGUGAAAAGUAAGUAA